This is a messenger RNA of Myotis brandtii (Brandt's bat), 825 nucleotides long. RefSeq names its product dual specificity phosphatase 21 (gene DUSP21). The transcript has a single exon. The record is from RefSeq and is a predicted model, not a curated record. Lineage: Eukaryota; Metazoa; Chordata; Mammalia; Chiroptera; Vespertilionidae. Gene Ontology annotation, biological process: protein dephosphorylation. The coding region runs from base 65 to 685 and encodes 206 amino acids. Gene Ontology annotation, molecular function: MAP kinase tyrosine/serine/threonine phosphatase activity.
UCGCAGCACUGCAGUGGGAGGGGUGCUCCCAAACCGGCCCAGAGACACCUUGCCAGCCGCCUCGAUGACCACACCACCGCGACCACCAUCACCAUCACCACCACCACCGCCACCGCCGCCACCACCACGUUCCGUGCCAACCGAGGCCCUCCCACAGCCCUUGAGGACCCGUGGACUAUCUCAGCUGACCAGCAGCCUCUACAUAGGUAAUGCCGUGGCCGCUAACAACAGGUACCUGCUUACCACCAACCGUAUCACCACCGUCAUCAAUAUCUCUGUGGAAAUCGUCAACACGUUCAUUGAGAACAUUCAAUACGUGAAGGUACCUGUGCCCGACUCCCCCAGAGCGCGCAUCAGCGAUUUCUUCGAUGCCAUCGCGGACUACAUCCAUGGAGUGGAGCUGUGCCAGGGCCGCACGCUGGUGCACUGCCACGCGGGCAUCAGCCGCUCCUCCACCGUGUGCAUGGCCUACCUGAUGAAAUACCACUCGCUCUCGCUCCACGAAGCGCACAUCUGGACCAGGGCCUGCCGUCCGGUGAUACGCCCGAACCACGGAUUUUGGGAGCAGCUGAUUGAGUAUGAAUUCAAACUGUUCGCCAGAAACACCGUCCGGAUGAUUGACUCCCCCCUGGGGAGAAUCCCGGAUGAAUACCAAAAGGAGUUUCAGCUGAUGAUGUUCCUGUGAGCCACCCUGCCCAGCUCCUGUCACCUGCUGUGGAUCCACAUCAUCAUGAAACUGUGACUGUUGAACUUGGGUCCCCAUGGACAACCCAAUGACUUUUAGACGGGCAAGCAACAAGGGGGGCUGCUGAAGUCUUUGGCUUG